AUGUUAUCAGCAACUUUACAGAAAAGUACUCAAGUAGUUGGCCCAAAUGUUGCCAAAUCUCUCAAGCUACUCGAACGCGAAAACAUCAAAGAAUAUUUCAUUCGCAAUGUUAAUAAAAACAAAGUUAUUCACGCUAUUUCGGUAGAUUAUCCAGAAACCGGCGAUAAUCCCAAAACCAAAAUCGAGGGCGGAUAUACCCAUGGAUUUGUCGCUGUCAUUCAUCAAGUGUAUAAUCAUCAUCAACAUCUUCCUGGUGAUAUUUUAACAUACGACAACAACACAUUUGAAGGUGAGUGGCUUGAGACUGUGAUUUCUCGACCAGCACAAUGGCAGCAAAAACAGCAUGAAUUUUUGGCUGAGCCGGUUAUUUGGAAACUAGUCGACACUUAUCGCGAAGAAAUCGACGAAGAAUUUUAG
Ambispora leptoticha is the source of this 417-nucleotide messenger RNA. The record is from the annotation of a GenBank genome assembly. NCBI's taxonomy places the organism in Eukaryota, Fungi, Glomeromycota, Glomeromycetes, Archaeosporales, Ambisporaceae.